CACAUCUUGUUUUAUUGGCGAUACCUUGCUAAUCGCAUACGCCUAAUAUUUGCCUGAUUUGAGGCGAGAUAGGGGGAGCUGUGCCACCUACUUCUCCUAGCUACUUAAUCAUCAAUAUUGAAGAAUCGUUGAGCCGAGAAAUUUAACCAAUGGCUGUAUUGAAAGGGUUCCGACAAUUGGCGAUUACGGUGAAUGACACAGUGUUCAAUAUUCGCGAUCUGGAGGGGCGGAUACUUUUGCCGUUUUAUCUGUCCAGAGACGUUCUUGUUUUCACACCGUGGGAUAAAAUAUGUGGCUCUGCUCCGUCUGAGUGAGUUGUGUUUCGCGUGUGACGGACAAUCGCGGUGUCGUCUGCUCGAGCGGAUGCCGUCUAUCUCUUGACGUUGAUAGACCAGACGAUGAAGUGCGGAGCCCAUCAAACUCUGAUGACCAGUCUGCACGAGCACGGACCUUUGGACAACAGGACUUUUGCCUCCCUAUCCACUUCAGCUUCUUUUUUCAUGGAACCCAGAAAGAAGACUGCUUUUUCUAUCCGUGAUUUGCUGGGUCUGAGACAAAACCAGGAGAGAACACCCAACUCCGGGUCUCCCAGUGAGUUGAGCCUGACCCACAAGUCAAGCCACCUACCCGACCCCCGGGCGUCCAUCUACUCCCUGGGGGCACCCCCCUCACGGCAGGCCCACCAUGGGGGCUAUCCCUACCCACCCUGGGGAUCUCCCCUCAUAGACUCACUGACCACUUCUGGACAAACUAUUCUCAACUUUAACAUUUUCCAGGCUGCCAAUAAUAGAGAAUAUGGUAAAACAGAUGUAGACGACAGAAAAGCACUGCCUCAACAGUCAACAUUUGAGGCACUCCAUCUUUCUCAGCCUUCUGGAAAAAAGAAGAAGAAGAAAAGACGACACAGGACAAUCUUCACUAGUUAUCAGCUUGAGGAGCUGGAGAAGGCGUUCAAGGAUGCCCACUAUCCCGAUGUACAGACCAGGGAGGUUCUAGCCAUGAAGACUAGUCUACCUGAAGAUAGAAUACAGGUAUGGUUUCAAAACAGACGAGCUAAGUGGCGGAAGACGGAGAAGACGUGGGGACGAAGCAGUAUAAUGGCGGAGUACGGGCUGUAUGGAGCGAUGGUCAGACACUCACUUCCGCUUCCGGAAACCAUCUUAAAAAGCGGAAAAGAAGGGGUUCUUGAUUCCUCAGCGCCAUGGUUACUCAGUAUGUAUCGGAAGUCAAGUGAUCCACAGACAAGACUGAAGAGCGAUGACGAAGAAAGUCGCGACUGUAUCCCGGAAGUGAAAGACAAAGAAGAGCUUCGGUCUGAGAGUAUCGCGGCACUUCGUGCGCGUGCGCAGGAGCAUACUGCCAGAAUCCAUCAGAACGGAGACAGGGAAGACGAGAAAGGCAAAGGCGACGGUUCAGACGAGAGCGCGGAUGAUGAGAGUCAUGACGCUGUGGUGAGGCUGCAGGCCACGGAGCUACCUGAGAUGCCUGAUUGAUAACAAUAAGCAGUACUACUUGUCGUUUGUCCACAUCCAGUGUUAUUCAGAGACUUUCAUUGUGUUAAUGUUUCUUGUGUGGUUGAACAAUAUGAAAUUUGACAGUUCGUAUAGUACAGGUUUAUGUACAUAUAUGCUCGCACUAAAACAUAUAUCGUCUUAGGGCAAGCUGUGUUAAAUCUCAGCUUUUAUCAUAUCAUCCUUAUAUCAGUACAGUAAAAUAUCGUUAACUCGAAGUCAUUUGGACCGUCGUAGUUCGAGAUAGUGGGAAUUCGAUAUCAGAACAGGGUCAAUGACGAGUUCGCCAGAACUAGAUUAUAAUUGUACGAAUCGAACUAUGGACUUGCAAGAGUUCGACUUAACGAGAUUUCGCUGUUGUUUUUUUAACCCGGUAAUUUUUUAAACAUAAUUUAUUCAUUUUAUUCAAGUUAAAAUUACUGAAUGGGCGUUGCAUUAAUUUAAACCAUGUGCAGAGAAAUUUCACAGUUGUUUUCAUUUCCACAUAAAAAAUAUACAAACAUAAAGUCGCUUAAAAUCAGUAUUUCGGAUCAUCCCAUGGUUCAUAUUGCUGCAUCUUUCUCGCUUACAACAACCACACUAACUCGAAAUGUUUGGGAUAAUUGAAUUUGAGUCGAGUCCUCCGUAGUUCGAAACAAAGGGAGUGCCGAUACUGCACCGUAAUGACAAAGUCUGUCGGGGUGUUAAAGUCAGGUUACACGAAUUGUCCAGGUUCGGGAAUUCGAGUUAACUAUGUUACGAUGUAUAUAGGAAUAGGUCCAAAGUGUAUCAUUUCUUGGGGGUAAUUCCCACACACACCAGAUACGAAAGGUUUCUCAACAAUGUACAAAAUCAAAAUAGUUACAAAACGGUUGGGUAUGCUUCGGAAUUGGCAUGUGUGACAAGAGGAAAUGUUACUGCAAGCUUGAAGCACCGUUCACCGAUUUAUAGAGGGCAAUACUGGCUAUUUUUCCCUUGUGUAGUUUAUACUUGCAGCAAUUUGACAGUUUCCAAGAUAAUAUUACUUAAAUACUUAUUUUUUUAUAUUAUUAUUAUUAUUAUUAUUAUUUACAGAUUAAAAUUAAAAAUGCAGCAAAGAGGGUUUGGGUGAUUCUGGCACAGUCAGACUGGUUAGGCU
Messenger RNA from Haliotis rufescens (red abalone), 2628 nucleotides. Its product is annotated as visual system homeobox 2-like. Bases 399 to 1493 code for a protein of 364 amino acids. The record is from RefSeq and is a predicted model, not a curated record. Gene Ontology annotation, cellular component: nucleus. The transcript is spliced from 5 exons. Gene Ontology annotation, biological process: regulation of transcription by RNA polymerase II. Lineage: Eukaryota; Metazoa; Mollusca; Gastropoda; Lepetellida; Haliotidae. Gene Ontology annotation, molecular function: DNA-binding transcription factor activity, RNA polymerase II-specific; sequence-specific double-stranded DNA binding.